AUGGAAGCUAGAAUUGAAGGUGAGGCUCAGCAUUUCUAUGGGUUUAGAGCCAUGGAUCUAAGGUCUGUAGGGAAAAGGAGUGUGGAGUGGGAUUUGAAUGAUUGGAAAUGGGAUGGUGAUCUCUUUGUGGCUACACCGUUGAAUCCUGGUGGUAGCGAAGCCAUGGGACGUCAGUUUUUCCCACUAGGAAACUCCUCCAACAGCUCUUCCUCUUGCUCUGAGGAAGGGAAUAAUAAUACUGAGGUAAUGGUGAGAAGAACAAGAGAGGUUGAGAAGAAGAGAAGAGCUGUGGCCACAGGGGAAGAUAACAAUGGUGGUAGUGGGUGUGGUAAUGGUCUUACUUUGAAGCUAGGAGACAAUGGUUAUGAUCUUAAUGGGGAAAGAGAAGGAAGCUCUGCUGCAAAGAAGACAAAAUUUGGAGGAGGAGGUGUGACGAGUCGUGCGGUUUGUCAGGUGGAGAAUUGUGAAGCUGAUCUUAGCAAAGUUAAGGAUUAUCAUAGACGUCAUAAGGUGUGUGAGGUGCAUUCUAAGGCUACAAGUGCAGUUGUCGGAGGAAAUAUGCAGCGGUUCUGUCAGCAAUGUAGUAGAUUCCAUGUUCUUCAGGAGUUUGAUGAAGGAAAGAGAAGCUGUCGAAGACGUUUGGCUGGGCAUAAUAAACGAAGAAGGAAGACAAAUCCUGAACCUGGCGCUAACGGGAAUCCUCUGGGUGAUGAUCAUCAGUCAAGCAAUUAUCUGUUGAUUAGUCUCUUGAAGAUACUCUCCAAUAUGCACUCCAAUCGAUCAGACAAUACUGGUGAUCAAGAUUUGAUGUCUCAUCUUCUGAAGAGCCUUGUAAGCCAUGCUGGUGAACAAUUAGGGAAAAACUUAGUUGAGCUUCUUCUGCAAGGAGGAUCUCAAGCUGCUUUGAAUAUUGGAAACUCAGGUUUGCUUGCUAUUGAGCAAACACCCCAAGAGGAUUUGAAGCAACUUUCGGUACCUGAAACUCCUGGGCGAGAAUUGUAUGCCAAUGGGACAGCUACAGAGAACAGAUCAGAAAAGCAAGUCAAAGUAAAUGAUUUUGAUUUGAAUGACAUCUAUAUAGACUCAGAUGAUGGCACAGAUAUCGAAAGAUCCCCUCCUCCUACGAAUCCAGCUACUAGUUCUCUUGAUUAUCCUUCUUGGAUACAUCAGUCAAGUCCACCUCAGACAAGUAGGAAUUCAGAUUCAGCAUCUGACCAGUCACCCUCAAGUUCCAGCGAAGAUGCUCAACUGCGCACAGGUCGGAUUGUGUUCAAACUAUUUGGGAAAGAACCGAAUGAUUUUCCUGUUGUCUUGCGCGAACAGAUUCUUAAUUGGUUAUCACAUAGUCCGACUGACAUGGAGAGCUACAUUCGGCCUGGUUGCAUCGUACUGACCGUUUAUCUUCGUCAAGCUGAAACUGCUUGGGAAGAACUUUCUGAUGAUCUGGGUUAUAGCUUAAUGAAGCUUCUUGAUCUCUCUGAUGAUCCUUUGUGGACAUCUGGAUGGAUUUAUGUUAGAGUGCAAAACCAGCUUGCAUUUGUAUUUAACGGUCAGGUUGUUGUUGACACUUCCUUACCUCUAAGAAGCAGUGAUUGUAGCGAAAUUAUUAGCGUUAGGCCGCUCGCUGUAGCUGCAACAGGAAAGGCUCAGUUUACAGUAAAAGGCAUCAAUCUCCGUCGACCUGGCACAAGGUUACUUUGUGCUGUGGAAGGAAAAUACUUGAUUCAAGAAACAGCACAUGACUCAACGAAAGAGAAUGAUGACCUCAAGGAGAAUAAUGGGAUCGAGUGUGUCAGUUUUUCUUGUGAUAUGCCUAUAACGAGUGGUCGAGGAUUCAUGGAGAUUGAAGACCAAGGACUCAGCAGCAGCUUCUUCCCUUUCAUAGUGGUUGAAGACGACGAUGUUUGUUCUGAAAUCCGUUUACUCGAAACCACCUUAGAGUUCACCGGAACUGAUUCCGCUAAGCAAGCUAUGGAUUUCAUUCAUGAAAUCGGUUGGUUUCUUCACCGAAGCAAGCUCGGGGAAUCAGAUCCAAACCCGGACGCGUUUCCAUUAACACGGUUUAAGUGGCUAAUCGAGUUCUCAGUGGACAGAGAGUGGUGCGCUGUGAUUAGAAAGCUAUUAAACAUGUUCUUUGAAGGAGCUGUUGGCGAUAACUCAUCUGUUGCAACGCUAUCAGAACUGUGCCUUCUUCACAGAGCUGUGAGGAAAAACUCAAAGCCUUUGGUUGAAAUGCUCUUGAGAUACGUUCCCAAGCAGCAAAAACACAGCUUGUUUAGACCUGAUGAUGCUGGUCCAGCCGGUUUAACACCUCUUCACAUUGCAGCCGGUAAAGAUGGUUCAGAAGAUGUGUUGGAUGCUCUAACAGAAGAUCCUGCAAUGGUGGGGAUUGAAGCGUGGAAUUCAUCUCGAGACAGCACAGGCUUCACACCAGAAGACUACGCACGCUUACGCGGUCACUUCUCAUACAUACACUUGAUUCAACGCAAGAUCAAUAAGAAGUCAACAACUGAAGAUCAUGUUGUGGUCAACAUCCCUGCUACUUUCUCAGAGAGAGAGCAGAAAGAAGCAAAACCAGGUCCGAUGGCUUCAGCCUUGGAGAUCAUCACCACACAGACCAACCAGCUUCAGUGCAAGCUUUGUGACCAUAAACUGGUGUAUGGGACAACACGGAGGUCUGUAGCGUACAGACCAGCUAUGUUGUCAAUGGUGGCGAUUGCUGCGGUUUGCGUCUGCGUAGCACUUCUCUUCAAGAGUUGCCCGGAAGUGCUCUAUGUGUUUCAGCCGUUCAGGUGGGAGCUAUUGGACUAUGGAACAAGCUGA
This is a messenger RNA of Microthlaspi erraticum, 2823 nucleotides long. Lineage: Eukaryota; Viridiplantae; Streptophyta; Magnoliopsida; Brassicales; Brassicaceae. The record is from the annotation of a GenBank genome assembly.